AUGUCAGGAUACCAUUUCACGAAUGCUCCGAUGCCCUCCACGGACUCAAGCUUCGACUACGAUAACAGAGACCAGGCUGCUGCCGGUGUGUUAAGUCGAUUAUCCAGGACGUCGCCUGUCCGCAACCCUUCUCUGCCUACCGUUGAAGAGGACACGGAAGAUAAUUCUUCUAUUGGCGACUGGUCUUCACCUUCGAGACCUAACACGGCGUCUGGAAUCUCUCUUGUACCUCGAUCUCAGAGAUACGACAACUACUACAAUCCCCUGCCCGCCAUCAACUCUGGCGAACCACUGCACUGGGACGACCUGCACCUUCAAGGGGACGAGGAUCCUUUUUCGGCCCCUCAAAGCGCGGUACAGUCCCCAGUACGCCCACGAACGCAGAACACGACCCAAUCUCAGGACUACCGCAAUUCUGGCUAUUCAUACACAACAACAGACAGCUGGCAGCUUCCCUCAAGGCCCAUAUCUGCGUACAGCGCAGUCAGCGCCGAUCCUUCUCCUGUGCGCCCCAACUCCACGGGAUAUACAUACUAUCAGUCCGAAGACGAAUUAUCAAUCGACCACUUCAGGCAUGACACGGAGGCCUACGCCUCUGGGACGUAUUCCCGCCCGUCUUACCGGCCCCCGCGAUCCCGCUCUCCUACUCCUGCCGUGGAUGAUGAGGACUACCAGAUAGUGGGGAACGACAGCGUCCACUACACGGGGCAGUCACCAGCGCGGCAGCAAUCGCCUUAUGAUGAGGAAAAGGCCGCCGCUUCACAUGAACAUUAUCGGAGCUCCUACACCGACGCAGACGGGCAGACUAUGUAUAGCGGUGAAAGCGGCAAUCCGGAGAAGUCCCCAUACCCCGAACCCCCGACUCCCGUCACCACUCGCCAUUUCGGCCCUGCGCCUGUCGGGCGCGUCCUUCGUCGUCGCAAGACGAAGAAACGCGUGCAGCUCACGAAUGGUAACUUGGUGCUCGACCUGGAUAUCCCCCCGACGUUGGUGCUGCCUAGGAAGGGGGAGCCGGAGAUGAUGAAGACACGAUACACUGCUGUGACCUGCGAUCCAGAUGAGUUCGAGAAAAGCGGCUUUUUCUUGAGACAGAACGAGAUGAGGAGAACAACCGAGCUCUUUAUUGUUAUCACUAUGUAUAAUGAAGAUGAGGUUCUUUUCUGCAGGACAAUAUAUGGUGUCAUGCGGAACAUAUCUCAUCUUUGCUCUCGGAAGAAUUCCCGUACAUGGGGUCAGGAUGCGUGGAAGAAGGUCGUUGUCUGUAUUGUAGCGGAUGGCCGCAAAAAGGUGCACCCACGGGUCCUCGACUGCCUGACCUUGCUCGGCGUAUACCAAGCCGGCGACCACAUGAAAAAUAUGGUCAACAACAAGCCCGUCACCGCCCAUCUGUUCGAGUACACCACAUCUUUCGGUUUGGAUUCCAACCUGCACUUCAAGUACCCCGACAAGGGUGUCAUGCCGACACAGAUUAUAUUUUGCAUGAAGGAGAAGAACCAGAAGAAGAUCAACAGUCAUCGGUGGUUCUUCAACGCUUUUGCUCCCAUGCUGCAGCCCAACGUCUGCGUCCUCCUCGAUGUCGGUACGCGACCCGAGAACAAGAGCAUAUACUACCUGUGGAAGGCAUUCGACGUGAACUCCAACGUCGCCGGUGCAUGCGGCGAAAUUGCUGCGUACAAAGGCAAACGGUGGUCCGCAUUGCUGAACCCGCUCGUUGCGGCACAAAAUUUCGAGUACAAAAUUGCCAACAUCCUCGACAAGCCGACAGAGUCACUGUUCGGCUACAUCAGUGUCCUGCCCGGUGCCUUUUCAGCGUAUCGGUACAUCGCACUGCAAAAUGACAAGAUGGGCUAUGGGCCGUUGGCAUCGUACUUCAAGGGUGAAGUGCUGCAUGGUCGCGACACGGAUAUUUUCACUUCGAACAUGUACCUCGCCGAGGAUCGAAUUCUGUGCUUCGAGCUUGUCGCGAAGUCGAAUUCCAAUUGGAUACUCAAAUACGUGAAGAGUGCAAUCGCCGAGACGGAUGUCCCCGACGCUCUGCCUGAGUUCAUCAGCCAACGCAGACGGUGGCUGAAUGGAUCUUUCUUCGCAGCGACCUACGCGAUCGCCCAUUUGGGGCAAAUUCUGCGGUCGGGGCAUAGUGUGCACCGGAAAGUUGUUCUCGUCUUCGAGACCAUCUACAAUGUGAUCAACCUGGUGGCGGCAUGGUUUGCUAUCGGCAAUUUCUAUGUUUUCUUCAUUAUUCUGACGUCAUCUUUGGAGGCCCCAUCCUUCCAUAUGACAGGUAUCAAGUAUUUCAACUCCGUUGUUCAGUUCCUGAUGGCAAGUGUCAUCGUGGCGUGUUUCCUGUUCUCCAUGGGCAACAAACCAAAAGCAUCUAAAUGGAAGUACAAGCUAUCGGUGAUCUUCCUCGCCGUCAUGAUGGUCUAUAUCAUCUUCGCCGCCGUCAUGUGCUCCAUACAGGCGGCAUACCAGGGCGGCGGGGCGUAUCGGGUCAUGCUCUUUAGCAUCAUCGUGACCUAUGGAGUCUACUGUUUCUCUAGUCUCCUCGCCUUCGAUCCGUGGCAUAUUUUCACGAGUUUCAUACCGUAUCUGCUGCUGUCUCCCACGUAUAUCAACAUCCUGAAUAUCUACGCGUUCUCCAACCUGGACGAUAUCUCGUGGGGCACCAAGCAAGACACGGACGUGGAGACGGACCUCGGCGCGGUCAUCCAGAACAGCAACUCGCAGGUCGACGUUGAGGUGCUCACGGACGCCGCGGACGUCAACGGCAUCUACGAGGAUGCGCUCCUGAACCUGCGGGACAGAAAACCCGUCCCGAAAGCCAGUGCGGGACCGAGCAUCGCGGAGAAGGAACAGGUGGCCAGAGAUUACUACGCGAAUGUCCGAACGAAUGUAUUGUUGGUAUGGGUUAUUUCCAACGUCCUACUGCUGGUGUUCAUCCUGGGCUGCGGGGACGCCUCGCAAGCGUUCACCGGCCAAUCGUUCACUCGGUCAAGGGCGUAUAUGACCUUCAUCCUUACCUUCGUCGCAUUCACCACCAUCAUUCGAUUCCUCGGCUCAACAAUGUAUCUCGUCGCACGCAUCUUCACCGGGUAA
Sparassis crispa is the source of this 3096-nucleotide messenger RNA. RefSeq names its product Chitin synthase 3. The record is from RefSeq and is a predicted model, not a curated record. The transcript has 20 exons. Gene Ontology annotation, cellular component: cell septum; cell periphery. Bases 1 to 3096 code for a protein of 1031 amino acids. Lineage: Eukaryota; Fungi; Basidiomycota; Agaricomycetes; Polyporales; Sparassidaceae. Gene Ontology annotation, molecular function: chitin synthase activity.